Molecule: messenger RNA, 1818 nt
Organism: Haliotis rubra (blacklip abalone)
Lineage: Eukaryota; Metazoa; Mollusca; Gastropoda; Lepetellida; Haliotidae
Exons: 7
Coding region: 84-872 (262 amino acids)
Source: RefSeq, a predicted model, not a curated record
GUUGCCAGGUAGCAGUGAAGUGACAAGCUAUUGAUAAUAUUGUGAUUUUCAGCUUCCUGGGUGAGGACAUAAGUUGCAGCACGAUGGCAAAGGAAUGUCUAGAUGACGCUUCAUUUAAUAACCUGCUUGCCAGUAUAAAUCAGGAAACAAAUGGAGCAGAAAAUAAGCUGAAGAAACUGUACAGUUCCAGAGGUUAUUUCAGCUCAGCGCAGGCAGCCAAGGUUUUGUAUGCUCUCGCCUGCCCUGCUGACAAGGUGAAGGCCAUCCAGAUCCUGGAGCCACGACUUUGUCGGAUGACCUGCAAGGAUUCCCGUGACAUCAUCGGUGCCGUUAGCGUCCACAAUGACAAACUCAUUGUACUUAACUGUGUCAAGAGGGUUUUGACAGAUUAUCAAACCAGACUUGGGGAGGAAUACAUCUUGAGUGCUUUCCCAUUUGAACACGACAAGCGGCAGGCACUGCAGAUACUUCAAACUGUGCGUUCUGAUGUAGCUGACAAGGUCCCUGCUGGAGGUCACCAAGGCUAUGCAGCUCUUGGAGGCCUGUACACCCAGUCCCGCCCCCUGGUGCCACACCUGUAUGGGGGCCUCCUGCACCAGAGUCUCAGCAUGUCUGGUCACGGCCAGAUUGAGAUUCCAGUGACAGCGAAGAUGAAUUCCACUACUUCCAUGUACACGAAUCAUCCAUCAUACAUGUACCCCAAGGACAAGAGCUAUGCGGAAACUCGGGGCUAUCCAGGACAUGUUGGAUUCCCAGCCACAAUUGACAGUGUACCAGCGUACCCAGGGGGAGCCCCGCCCCUGGGCAGACACAGUGGUGCCCCCGCCCCCACAGGCUUUCCGUCACUCGAUGAAUCAGGGUUUGCUUACUAGUAAUAAUGGAGGUAAAUACAGGCUGUGAUAUUGUACAGUUGCUUGAUUCCAGUUUGAGGGGUAGUCGAUGGUGGUGUUUGAUGAGGGGUUGGUGGACUAAUGUCUCGAAUUUUGUUGGGUAACCAUCAUGUUAGAAGAAUGUGUUUUAAAUGUCUCAGAAUUGUAUUAUACUAUUCCUGAUGUCCCAGAAUUAUUUCUAUUUUAUUGUUUUUUUAUUACACUUAACAUUGUAAAUAUUUUUUUUGAACUGUUAUCUUAUGCACUUUUACAAUUUUAUUGUUCUGAUGUCUCAUCAUUUUGAACAGUGUAUCAAUUGCAUUCUUACAAUGUCAUUGAUAGUUGUAUCCUUUGAUGUUCAAUGAUGUGAAUGCCCAGCAUCACUUUAGAUUGCAUGUAGGAAGUGCCAAAGGUCUUCAUGCAUUGAGGAGGGCAGCAAGAUUUUAAGAGAAAUUAUCAGCAUUAACAGAGACUGUGAAACUUUCAAGAUGAUAUAUCAGCAUUACCAGACAAUGCCAUGUGUGUCUUUUUGACAGGUAUGCACAAUAUGCAGUGUAACAGAAUACCUUUUUCUGUCAAAAAUAACUUUUACCAAAUGUUUGUAGUUCUGGGAGCUAUUUGAAGUAUAUAUAUAUAUAUAUUGUUCGACACCAGGUGUCACUUGAGUGGAUUUACGUUAUAUCAAUAUUGUCAAUAUAUUGACUCUAUAUGCCUUUACACAUAUUAAACAGUGGUACUUUAAGGAAGAUGGGAGGUAUCACCUUGUGAUGCUGUUUGUAUCUACAUCUUGUAUAAGUGACUGAGUUUCUACAGAUUUACAAUAUCCCAGCAUUAUCAGUGUUCCCAGUUUUUACUCACCAGUAUUACUCAUAACUUACCUAUUCAUGGCUUGUUGUAUAUGAGUUGUUUUGUAUUAUUCCCAAGGAUCAAUAAACAGUGUCUCCAACUU